Molecule: messenger RNA, 882 nt
Organism: Morchella sextelata
Lineage: Eukaryota; Fungi; Ascomycota; Pezizomycetes; Pezizales; Morchellaceae
Exons: 3
Coding region: 1-882 (293 amino acids)
Source: RefSeq, a predicted model, not a curated record
AUGUCAGCCAUGCUAGCCCCCAUGCUCGGAGCCAUGGUAAUCUGCCGCGGCAUCGCCCGCUUCAUCGGCUACCCCCCCUCCCUAGACCCAACCUUCACCAACGCCCCCCUCCUGCACACCUUCUCGGCGACCCUCGACGCCUGCGCCCAAUCCCACACCCUCUGGCACCUGACCCCCACCGACGUCGCCACCAUCUUCGCCCCCCUCCUCGACUACGCCUCCCGCACCUCCACCACCACCACCUCAUACCUCGCGCAGCUCCACCCCACCGACAUAGCCCACACCCAAACCCACCUCACCUUCGCCACCGCCCACACGCUCACAACCGACCUCGACACCCUCACGCGCGCACACAACCCCUGGGCCCGCUGGUUCGGGCUGAUCCUCUACACGCAGACGCUGGCGCACCACGGGCACCCGCGGCACCUGCACGGCACGCAUCCCAACGAUGCGAAUUGGGACGCGAAUGUGGGCGCGUACGAGAUCCCGCUGCUGCUGGCGGGGCGGCUGGGGGAGGAGAUCGCAUCCGAGAACUUCUUCACCGCCUGCCAGACCCUCCACGGCCACAUCAUCGGCUACAGCGCCUUCAAGCGCAGCUUCCUGCGGCUGUCCGCCCUUAUCCCCGCGCCCUCUCUCCCUCUCUCCCCACCGCCCGCCGCAGACCCGUUCCUCUCGCCGCACUGGACCAUCGCGUCUGAGCUUCGGGGGCGCGGCGCGUUCCCGCUGUCGCCGCGGAUGGCGCUGCUGCUGGCGGGGUCGACGGAGGAGAGUACGAAUACGAACUGGCUUAACCGGGGCCGGUAUGAGAGUGCGCCGCUGAAGGGGCUUGAUGGGCGGUGGGAGGGGUGUGGGGGUGGGGUUGGGGUGCGUUGUGUGAGCUGA